Molecule: messenger RNA, 591 nt
Organism: Rotaria sp. Silwood2
Lineage: Eukaryota; Metazoa; Rotifera; Eurotatoria; Philodinida; Philodinidae
Source: the annotation of a GenBank genome assembly
AUGACUGCUGAUUUAGCAUCUCCACAUAGUAUUUGUAAUGGUACAAUGAAUGAAGAAUCGGUAUUAUUCAUUGUGGAUAGUGAUAGUUCAAUUACACGUAUUGUUACACUUCACGAUAGACAUGUUGCUAAUUUAAUUGGUGAUGAUGAUGAUCCAAAAAAUCUUUCAGCAUUUGGUGAUCUUGAUAGUAAUGGUCAUAAUGCCAAAUUACAAUAUCCAGUUGGUAUUGCAUUUCAUUAUCCAUCAUCACAAUUAUAUGUAACAGAUAGAUUUAAUAAUAAAUUAAAACGUGUUGAUAUAAAAACUUUAAUUUGUUCAAGUUAUUUUGUAACGGAUACUGAUAGAAAAAAACAACGUGGAGAAACAAAUUCAGCUAAAUUUAAUGAACCAUAUGGUAUAGCUAUAUUUGAACAUUUUCUCUUUCUUGCUGAUAAAAAUAAUUCACAUGUUAAACGAAUUGAUCUUGAUCAGGACACAAUUGUUCGAGUAACUGAUGGACUUCAAUUACAUAAAGGUAAUGCUGAUACAUGGAUUAUUGAUGAUGAAGAUAAAAUAAUAAAAUUAAUUUUUAUUAUUAAAUCUAAUAUAUGA